AUGUCUGUAUCUCACCAAGCUACAUACUCUGUUGGAGGAACAAGGAAAAAUACUAACAAUGUUUCUGUUCCAUCUGCGGCAAACCGAAAUUCCUUCAGCUCAGUCUCUGUCACUCGCUCCAGUGGUGGAGGUGCUGGCCAAGCUGGCUCUGGUGGCUUUGGUAGCAGAAGUCUUUAUUGCUUGGGAGGAAGUAGAAAAAUUUCCAUUCCUACAGGUUUACAAUCUCAGUUUGGAAAUGGCUUUGGAUUAGGCUCUGGAUUUGGCACUGGCCAAGGAUUCGGUGGUAGUUCUGGAUUUCCUGUAUGCCCACCAGGGGGGAUCCAACAAGUUACCAUUAAUCAGAGCCUUUUAGCUCCUCUCAAUCUGGAAAUUGACCCACAAAUUCAAAAAGUACGUACAGAAGAAAGGGAACAAAUCAAGACUCUGAACAACAAGUUUGCAUCCUUCAUUGAUAAGGUGAGAUUCCUAGAACAGCAGAACAAGGUUCUUGAAACAAAAUGGAAGCUUUUGCAAGAGCAAGGAGUAAAGACUGUGAAGAAUACCAUUGAACCCCUCUUUGAAGCCUAUAUUAACUCACUGCGGAGACAGCUGGACAGCCUAGUAAAUGAUAAGUCACGUCUGGAUGGAGAGUUGAAACAAAUGCAAGAUGCUGUAGAAGAAUUCAAAGCCAAGUAUGAAGAUGAAAUUCACAAGCGCACAGCUGCCGAGAAUGAAUUUGUGGUACUUAAAAAGGAUGUGGAUGUUGCCUACACAAACAAGGUGGAAUUAGAAUCCAAGGUGGCUGCUUUGACAGAUGAGAUCAACUUCCUGAGGGCCCUAUAUGAAGCGGAACUUGCCCAGGUACAGGGUCAUACCUCAGAUACUUCAGUUAUCUUGACCAUGGACAAUAACAGAGAUCUAGACCUAAACAGCAUCAUUGCUGAAGUCAAGGCACAGUAUGAAGAGAUCGCCAACAGAAGCCGUCAAGAAGCUGAGUCCCUGUACCAAACCAAAUAUGAGGAGCUCCAGGUCUCUGCUGGAAAACACGGAGAUGAUCUGAAAAACACAAAAACUGAAAUUGCUGAACUGAAUCGCUUGAUAAAUAGACUUCGCUCUGAAAUUGACAACGUGAAGAAACAGUGUGCCAAACUACAGACUUCAAUUGCUGAUGCUGAACAGCGUGGUGAGCUUGCACUAAAAGAUGCCAAGCAAAAGCUUACAGGACUAGAAGAUGCUCUGCAGAAGGCCAAGCAGGACAUGGCUCGCCAACUGAAAGACUACCAGGAGCUGAUGAAUGUCAAACUGGCUCUGGACAUUGAGAUUGCCACCUACAGGAAACUGUUGGAAGAAGGAGAGGAGAGCAGGUUGGCUGGAGAAGGUGUUGGCCCAGUGAGCAUAUCUUUUCUUCUGACAGCUGUAGUGAGCUCAGCCUAUGGUUCCAGCAGUGGAGCAGGCCACGGCUAUGGAGUUGGAGGUGGUUACGGAAGUAUUGGUGGUGGACAAGCCAUUGGUGGUGGAAACUUCAGUGCAAGCAACCUGAAACCAACUGGAUUUGGCAGUGGUGGCAAUAACUCAAGUUUGAAGAUAGUAUCAACAACUACCUCAGCCUCCCGAAAAAACUGA
Molecule: messenger RNA, 1602 nt
Organism: Staurois parvus
Lineage: Eukaryota; Metazoa; Chordata; Amphibia; Anura; Ranidae
Source: the annotation of a GenBank genome assembly